Messenger RNA from Linepithema humile (Argentine ant), 3736 nucleotides. RefSeq lists its product as uncharacterized. Lineage: Eukaryota; Metazoa; Arthropoda; Insecta; Hymenoptera; Formicidae. Gene Ontology annotation, biological process: snRNA transcription by RNA polymerase III; snRNA transcription by RNA polymerase II; positive regulation of transcription by RNA polymerase III. Gene Ontology annotation, cellular component: transcription elongation factor complex. The record is from RefSeq and is a predicted model, not a curated record.
GAGAAACAAAGCGGGAGAAAGUGUGGAAGUAUUUAGAACAUGUUUAAAUCUGAAACGUAAAAUGUUUUUCAAAAUAAGAUGUUUCUUGUUUUCGCUUGUUAUUGACACGAAUGAAUUCUUAACAAACUCAUUUAUUAUAACCUGUCGACGUGUUAGACAAAAAACGUACUUUGAGAGAUGAACAGUUUUACUGCGCGGUGAUAACCUACAAAUCUUCGAACAUGGAGACAUUUAAGAAUAUUGACUGGCAUCCUACGUUAGAGGAUUUAAUAGACGAUGUAUUCAUCAGAGAUGAAAGAAUGCAAGAUGAGAGCGCAAUGUAUAAAAUUUUGACCGAUUGCUUUAAAGAUCCCUUUGAAGAUAUUGAAUCUGAGUAUGCUGAGGUCGAUGUAGAACAAAUUAAACAACUCAGUGAUGAUAUCGAUAUUUCCGUUGAUAUGGAAGAAGAGAAAUUCAAGAAUAAGGAUUCUGUGCAAGAGGAAAAGUCUUAUGUUCCUGGCAUAAGAAAAUUGCCAUUCAACUUUCCAAGAAGAUCUUGCUUAAGCAAACCUCAGCAAGCUAUGUGUCUUCGUGUUUUAUUGAAAUUAUCUACUAAAGAAUAUAUGCUGACGGAUGUUCAAAGAGCUGAGAUGGAAGCUUAUAUGGCAUUACAAAAACAAAUAACUAAAGAACAAACAGAGUUCUUAGACUUUGCAAAGAGUAAAUGGGAUAAUAAUUUAACGCAUAUGAUUAAAUGUAAUAAAUAUGUCAUAGAAAAAUGGAAGGCAAAGGUGCGGAGGCUUCAGCAGCUACCUAGAUAUUAUAUUGAAUGUAAAAAUAUACCACUAUCUGUGCAAGAAAUUAAUAUUAAUACAUCAACUAAGAAGAAGAUCAAAGUGGAAUUUGUGACUUGUUUGAAGCAGGUAUCCUUUUUUGAGGUGACGUUGCCAAAACUCGAUCAGCCCUGUAAGUUAUCCAUGAAUCCUGAAAAUCUGCUCCGAAAAUAUCAGCCAUGUGUUGUAUUUGACAAAGCAACGGAGCAUUUCAGGUUUCCUGUAAGCGAGGAUGAAUAUUGUGAGAAAUUUGCGUUGGAAACCAAAGCAGACUUAAUCAUCUCGUCCAGCGGCCUAAAAUGUCUACUAAACAACUUAGAUUACAAGCAUACAAAUACGUGGGCUAUACCGGUAGUUAUAAAAUCGCAUAAUGAGAAGAACUUUGUAUAUAUCGAUAAAAAAUUACCACCUCUAAUUGCCACUGUACCGGAAAAGAAUACCUGGGUGUACAAGUACAUCCUCAGGUACUAUUUUGUCGAUGCUAAAAAUAAAUCGCUGGAAAAUGCGGAAAAAUACAAAUUGGAUAAAUCUGCAGUCCAUUUAGACUCGGACGAUUCAGAGUGUAGUUACUCGUCUAUUAAUCAUCUGAAAGACUAUGAAAAAGAUCUGUAUUUAUCAGAUACAGACGAAUCGGAGUUCGCAAGUGAAAACGAGGUUCCUGAAACACAUAAAAAUGUGUCAUACAAAGUUUUCACGAUAGAACCAGCAGAGUUUGUAGAUCAGCACGAUCAAGUGACACAUGCCGUAAAGAAGUAUCGAAUGUUAGUUCGCACAAAAACGGAAGGCAUUGAGGUAUCAUCAGAUGGAAAAUCACUACCUUUAAUAUUAGCGCCGAAGAUGGAGCACCAGUUAGGAUUUGGAGCUGAAGCUACAACAUUGGAGGAAGGAAUACAUCAAUGGGCGUCGCUAAUGUUUACGCCUGAGGCAUCGUUGGCAAGAGUUAGAAUAGAAGCGGAUACUUCGGAAGUGAUACAGAUAGAAAGACACAUGACAACGUCGCUGAGCAGCGAGAUGAAAAGGCUUUAUAACGUCAAGGUGGAAGAUUCUUUGAGCAUUCUACACAACAUUAUCGAAGUAUUGUCAUUCUUGACUCCUGGUCGGUAUAUUCUGAAGCAUGUACCACAAAACGGAUCUUUCGCGUAUGUUUAUAAAAAUGUUGAAGAAAGUGGGAAAAACGUCUUGGAUUUACAUGCGAUUUAUCAAGACGCAAAAUUUCAAACGGCAUCCAUUACGCCGUGGCCACUCAUAGACAAUAUGAUGACAACACCAGCGAUCAAGUGUUUUAAUAAAAUGCCUGCUAUGUUUAACGCUUAUUCUCCGAAACCUGUAGUAAGCACUCGACCUAGAGGACGUCCAAAGAAAAAGCCCACUCAAGAAUCUUUCUCCCUUGAUCGCAGCAAGAAUACUAGAUGAAACAAUUUAUAAAAAUGAAGAUGUGUGCCAUUUAAGAAACAUAGAUACAUAACUCAAUGUAUAAAAAAUAAUUAGAAACUAUUAGAUUUAAGUCUAUUUUAGUAACUCAGUAAUUAUAAUUUAUUAUUUACUUUUAAUACAUUACUUUUUGGGAUUCGACAAUUAUUUCAUUUGUGACAUUUUUCGUAUAAUUAUUUGAUGAUAUUUUAUCGAUUAAAAACGAUUUAGAAUUGUUUUCAGAAAACUGAAAAUAAAAUUUUUUAAGAAAUUGACAGAUAAAAACGGAUUUAGUAAUAUGUAUAGAUUUUUUUCAACACAAAGCAAAUCAUUUGAUUUUUUACUUAAAAAAUAUUUGAAUAUGCUUUGCUUUAUUAAUCAAUGAGACCAAUUUGAGUUUUACGACAACUUGAAAAAAAGGAAUAAAUUUAUAAAUAAAUAAUGAAUUAUUUUGUAAAUCAAUAUUAUUUAUUGAGUUGAUCAGACAGUUCCUUCGAAUUGUUUAAUAAAAAUGAAGUACAAAAAAUUCAAAGAAACCACAUCUGAUCAAAUAAAUUUUUUUUUGUAAUAUAUAAUAUCAGGUAUUUUAUAUUUUUGUACAUUUUUUCUAAAAUAAACAAAGUUCGAAAUGCAUGUAUGUAGAAGAGAAAGAUUUUCUAAUAUCUGAAAAUGAUUAUCCAGAGAGAUAUUUUUACCUCGCUUAUUAAUUUGAAUAAUAGUUUUGUAGUUUUCUCCAAUAGUUAUUGCGUAUGUGUAGUAUUCGUAAAAUAUUGAAUCUAUUUCUUUUCGUUUUUAGCUCCUCUUCGGAGAAGUCUUAGAGGAAAAAUAACGAAUAAAGAAUAAAAGAAAUGCAGUAUCAUUUUCUGGAAGUUUCUAUUUUCAAGAAUCUUACCAAAUGGUUAUUUAUUUGAUGUGCAAUUGACACAGGUAUUAAGUAGUGUUAUAAUUUUGUUGAUAAAUGCAUGUAUGUAGAAAAUAUUUCACUAUCAGUACAAGAUUAUCGUAAGAAUGUAUAUGCAUAUAUUUUUGUUAUUAUUACAGACAAAAUUAAAAUGAUAAAAUAAAAAUAACGGUAUCAAGAAUCUUUUUGCAAGAAAAACAUAUAGUAAAAAUAGUUUUUGUAUUCUAAUCUAUUGUCAACUUUAAAACUAGAGAGAAAAUGUUUCUAAAAUCAAACUUUUGAAUUAUGAUAGUCUUGUAUCGACAUAUUUAUAAUUUUUACUAAGAUAAAAUUAAUCAAGUUAUUUUUUUAUUUUAGUUUAUUCAGAGUAUGUGUUGUAGCAUGGAAUACGCUUUAGUUUUUUUAUCAAUUGUUACCACCUAUAACUGUGUCUGAAUGUGUUAUGUAUAUAUUUAUAUACAUUUAUUAAAUAUAUAUAAUUUAUUUUUAUAUAACACAAGACUGAAAACAAUAUUAAUAUCCGAGGGGUGUUUUCGUCGGUUUUAUUUCCUUCGAUUCCUCAAUCAUGCUUACGAGCUACAAGAUUCUUUAUAUAAAUCUUUCCAGAUCUUUU